Molecule: messenger RNA, 3071 nt
Organism: Brienomyrus brachyistius
Lineage: Eukaryota; Metazoa; Chordata; Actinopteri; Osteoglossiformes; Mormyridae
Gene: ypel1
Product: yippee-like 1
Exons: 6
Coding region: 2237-2596 (119 amino acids)
Source: RefSeq, a predicted model, not a curated record
ACGACUUUUUUCAGGUAGCAACAAAACAAAAGACACGGACGUCAUAGCUGUUUUCAUCCAAAGGAGCCAGAGAGUUGCUUAUUAUUAAGUAUAUUUACUAUAGGAGACGUUCUUUAAACUGGCAUACAGCAGAACUCGAUGGAUCAUGCUUGUUAUUGAAGAAAGCGCUCAAGAAAGAUUUUUUAAAAAAAUCAUUACGCGUCUUCUUUGGGAAAUCAUAACUGGAGAGAUAUAAGUGGGAGAGAAAAUAAACAGUUUUGUCAGAUUUGCAUUGCGUAUGUUUGGCUUUUAGGUCUUGUUCUUGUUUUGGUAAAUUCCACUCCACGUAUUUUAUGUUUGCAUUUGAAGUGUGCUUUAUUCUAGUUAAUAACUACGCGGGGAUCAGAGCUAAUUGGAGAAGACUGAUGAAUGGCAAAACAUAAGACGGAGUUUUGCGUGGAAAAACCGCGGUGGUAACGUGUCGCUUUCGCAACGCUGAAGAGUGAUCCUAUUGAGGAGCAAUCGCGGUGAAUGAACGAAGGAACAUGCAAUGCAAUAAAAGACGGUGAAGAACUGUCGCCAUCGCAUUGAGAACGUGGCACCACAUGUAUGCGCGACUUGUGAAUGAAAAGGAAAGCCGCAGCGGAGAAAAGGCAUUCUCCGUAUCCGUCGGGAAGGGGAAAUUGUGUUUUUGUAAGUAUUUGGACCUCUCUGGGAACGGUGUAUUAUACAGUCAUGUAUCUUAUACAGUCGGGUAUUUUAGACAAGUAGUGAAUCGUUUUAUUAUAUCAAUAUGUCAAAUGUAGUAUUUGCUCUUGAGAAGCAGGCAUGUAACUGACAUCUUCCUCUUGGUAUUUGCGGAAAGGUCACAUUGAUCUGUACUGGUGACCCUUUAUUUUCCAGUAACAAAGCCAUAACUUUAAACUCAUUAAAUCGUUGUUAUCACAAAUUAGAGGAUUCAGUUGGAUGAUUUGCCUAGCGUAAAAGAGACACGGUGGUCCAGAAAUGUGGUGAACAACUGGGUCAGGAAAGCAGGGAGUCGCAGGAUGCAAACGCAUGACAUCACCAGUGCUUUUGCUCGACGCACAGUUAAUUUGAAUGUUGUUUGUUAGCAUUUCAGUAUCUGUAAUAUUCGGUGUUCCGAUGUACUGUUCAAUAAACGACUACUGGAGGGUAUAAAGCGAUGUGUAUGUUGGUGAUCGUCAUUAUUUUUUAGUUAGUGAAACAUUAACAGUCAUUUUUUACGGCUGUGUUUGCACAUGUACCAUUUUGUCUAUGGAGUAUCUUAUCGAAUGAAAACUGGAUUAUUUCUGGUCAUUUAGGAAAAAACACUGUUGGCCAGUAUGAGAGACGUAAUGUCAUUGCGAUAAUUCAAGCGUGUGUAAUAUAUAAUACAGAAAUUCAAACAUGUCAUGAUAGGAUUUAUAUCAUCACUGUUUGUGACAGUUGUAGCCUUGUGUUGAGGAAAUACCGCAUAAUAAUAGGUCGGUUGUGUUUGAUAAAUCCUAAUUUUAUUUGAAGUUCUUGACAUUCAUCUAAAUUGUAUGUAGUACAUUGUCGAAAUAUUACCCUUAUUUUAUUUUCCGCGUCGAGCUGUUUGAAUAAAUAUGUACAUUAAUUAUUCUGAAUUGUUUGGUUUGCACACGUUAUAUCACGCUUUCGUCCUGUAUUUAUUUACACAUCCGGGAGCGUAUUAGGCUGCACAAUUAUUCCGCCUUGUCUCCUCCCUCAGUGGCCGUCGUAGCAGUCAAUCACAUUGAUUCCCGCCCACCGCGUGACGUUGCCACCACAAAGCCGCCAGGCUAGUCUAUCUUCGACACAAAGGCAACAACAAAGACGAAAGAAAUGUGCGAAAGAUCACACAAUCAAGCUUGGGAGACAGCUUCAGUACAAGCGGGUUUGCAUAAUUUUAGCCUAUAACAACAGGCAAUAAAAUAAGCAUAGCCGUUUUUUGUGGAAUAGGGCAUUUUUUCUUUAGUACACCAAAAUAUAUUGUGUCAAAAAGCUGGUUUCAGAAGAGAGCCGUUUCAGGUGUAUUUACAGAAGCUUGGUGAUUGAAGCAAAUCGUACAGUGGGGUAUACGGAACAGGUGUCCAUUUCUCCUGUGGUGUCUGUGUGGAACGAGCCACACACCCACUCCAGAACAACGACGGCUUUUGCUUGCAUCUUUCAGUGUUUCUUCUGUCAACAAGUUCAGCAGAGUUGCAGCUCGUCCAGCCCCAGCCCGGAGCCUCCCGAGCAGCAGGUCGACAGGGAGAUGGUGAAGAUGACCAAGUCCAAGACCUUCCAGGCCUACCUGCCCAGCUGCCAUCGCACCUAUAGCUGCAUCCAUUGCCGAGCUCACCUGGCCAAUCAUGACGAACUCAUCUCCAAGUCAUUCCAAGGCAGCCAAGGCCGGGCCUACCUCUUUAACUCUGUCGUGAAUGUGGGCUGUGGUCCAGCUGAAGAGCGAGUGCUUCUCACCGGCCUGCAUGCUGUAGCAGAUAUCUACUGUGAAAACUGCAAGACCACUUUAGGCUGGAAAUAUGAGCACGCCUUUGAGAGCAGCCAGAAAUACAAAGAAGGCAAGUUCAUCAUCGAACUGGCGCACAUGAUCAAGGACAACGGAUGGGAGUAGCCCCCUGAGCUGUGGCUUUUCAGUGACCUUUCACCCCUUUGUCCGGGACUCUGCACUGGCCGCCCGGGCAGGGGGGAUGCUCUCCGGCUCAUCGUGAAAAUUAACAACAGAAUUAAGACAACAAACCUGAUAAAACAGACAAGCAGACUCUUGUUACGUUUCACUCUUGAUUCUGACUGGGCCCUUUCUUGAUCCCUUCCUGUUACAGGUGUCCUCUAUUACGUGUUGAACCACUAUUUAAGAGGAAAUAAUUAUUAUCCAGCCGACACUUCCUUUUUUUAAUGGUGGGGGGAGUGGAGUGGGUGGGUUGAUGAUGUUUCUUUAAUCAAAGAUUUUCACCCGAUGGCAGACUGAUGUUACUGGUUAGCAUUCGUUCUUCUUCUCUGACUCUUGUCUGUCCCUCAAGCUAUUGCUGUGCAUGCUUUACUUGCAGUGUAAGUAAAAACAUGAAAUCCGGGGUGGGUUGGGGGGGGGC